Messenger RNA from Leptinotarsa decemlineata (Colorado potato beetle), 1403 nucleotides. RefSeq lists its product as uncharacterized. Gene Ontology annotation, molecular function: zinc ion binding. Lineage: Eukaryota; Metazoa; Arthropoda; Insecta; Coleoptera; Chrysomelidae. The record is from RefSeq and is a predicted model, not a curated record.
UGUGUUUUUUUCACUAAUAAUCAAUGAACAUUAUUCUAACCUCAAAAACAUGCAAGUUUUAAAUUUCAAUUUUGUUUUCAGAUUAGAGGCUUACGAUAGAAAUUUUAAUUUCGAGAAUAUCCCAAGAAAGACCAGAACUCCAGAUGAAAUUACCGGAAAGAAAUAUGUUUCGAGAUGUGAAUAGUAAUAUGUUAUUACCACCAAUAACCAAAGAGCAUAUAAAUUACUACUUCUCCAGGUUCAACAAAAAAACGGAUGAUGGGCUUCGAAUGUACGAAUGUAGAUAUUUACUUGUAUUAAGGGCAUGUAGGGUGGGUACAAGUUUAUAUCUGAAAGGUAUUUGCAAGGCAUCCAUGAAAAAAAUUCAGUAUGAGGUCCACAUCAAGAUUGAAGAUGAUGGAAGUCCUUCUGAAUGCUGUUGUGAAUGUGCAGUGGGAAGUGGAUGGGAAGCACACUGUAAACACGUCGCCGUAGUGAUGUUUGCCGCUGAACAAAUGUUCAGAGAGAAACGAAUGUUGUUACAUUUGGUAUGUACGCAGCAGCCCCAAAGCUUCCAUAUACCAAAGAAAACGUUUACUGCCUCACCUCUACGAGCUGAGACAUUACCUUCUAAGAGGCAAAUGCAAAAUGUUUUAUUUCAUCCAUAUCCUUUGGAAAAUAUUAACAAAGAGAAUUAUAAUGUAUGGGUACGAAAUAUUUGUAUUGGCGCUACCUCCAGCACAAUGCCAAUGAAACAAUUAUAUAGGCCAGCUAAUCCUUAUGGUGUUAUUAAUGACCACAUUUAUGGAACUGACCCAAGAGAUAUUUUGUGUAACAAUUUAUUGUUGUCAAAAAUUACUAAGACAGAAAUUUCGGACAUUGAGGUAAACACAAGAGGCCAGACAAAAAAUCAUUAUUGGCACGAACAGCGAGAAAAUCGCAUAACCGCCAGUCAUUUUCAUACUGUGUGCCACUUGAUAUUGCAAAAAAAUGAAAAGUUUGCAGAACAAUUGUUGAAUCCCACUCCAUUCCAGUCUCGUGCAACCAUACAUGGACUAAUUAAUGAACCAGUGGCAAUUCAAGAAUAUAAACAAGAAUAUAAACAGAGAUACAAGAGUGUGUCUGUUAGCAUCAAAAUCACUGAUGUCAGAGAAGGGCCAAUCGAUAUUUUGAUCGGUGCUGAUAUAGCUGGAAAAUUAUUCACUGGUAAUCGAUAUGAGUUGGAAUGCGACCUAGUAGCAAUUGAAACUCUAUCAGGUUGGACCCUGAUGGGAAACCUCAAAGAAAACCAUGAAGAAACUCCGAAAUCAACGAUAGUGAUGUCCAUGUUUUCCAAAUACGAAUCGAUUGCUGGCUUAUGGUCAUUGGAUGUGCUUGGGAUUUCUGAUCCGUCAAAAAAGAGGUCACAGAAAGAAAUCGAAUAA